Messenger RNA from Hydra vulgaris (swiftwater hydra), 1574 nucleotides. NCBI's taxonomy places the organism in Eukaryota, Metazoa, Cnidaria, Hydrozoa, Anthoathecata, Hydridae. The record is from RefSeq and is a predicted model, not a curated record.
AAUAAUAUCAUAUUAUUUUAUAUAGAAUAGCAUAUUAAAUUAGCUUGAAAUGAUUCAAGAAAUUGAACUCCAAAAUCAAAAUUGGCGAAAGACUCAUUGUGCUGUACUUAAUAAUUUUUCAGAUCUUGAAUGUUGACAGAAAUUUCAUUUACUUUCGCGUAAAAUAUCUGAGAUUGUUAACACUCUACAUCAUGAUCUGUCUUCAACAACUGGCCAAAACAAUUCCAUUUUACAAGAAACUAAAGUACUUGUAUCUUUAAGGUUUCUAGCAACAGGAAGCUUUCAAAAUCCAAUAGGUAAGAAUUUUAUUAUGUGUAUAUAUUUAUAUAUGUUAUUGAAAUGUAUUUAAAAAUACUUUAAAAAAGUAAACAUGUUAGCUAAUGUUUCACUUAAUUGAUAUUAAUCCAGUGUUUAGAUUAUAAAUGUACGUUUUUUAAGAGACAAAAAGCCAACAUGAUUUUUUAAAUUAACAAAACAUAUUAAUUUUUUUAGAACAACUGCAAUUUCACAAAACUAUGUAUUAUUUUGUAAGUUUUAAAGUUAAGGUCACACAUCUUGUACAAAAUCAAAGUUUUUAUCCAAGAAUUUUCAUAAUUCAAUCAUAAACUACAUCUGAAUGAAGCUAUGAAAGUUUAUUGUUGUUUAAUUUUAGGCGACACUUCUGAGAUUAGCUAGGCUAGCACUAGUCGAAUAAUCCAUCAGUUUUGUGAGUCCUUUAUGCAACUCUACAGCUACCUUGUCAAAUGGUACAGUAGUCAAGAAGAAAUAACUAAAGUGAAACAAAGUUAUUUUGAGGCUUUUGGAGUAAAGGGUCUUUUGGGUUUAAUUGAUGGUACAGUGGUGCCCAUCAAAGGAGUCACUGGGGCUGAUGAGCCAGCUUUUAUUUGCAGAAAAGGCUAUUCAGCUAUAAAUUGCCAAUUUGUUGUCGAUUAUAUGGACAGUUCAGAGAUGUAGUAGUUAAAUAUCCAGGAUCAUGUCAUGAUGCUUUUGUUUAUUCAAAUUCUACUUUAAAACAAACGAUGGAAGCUGAUCCAGUUGCCGGUUUUCUUUUUGGUGAUUCAGGAUACGGGUUAUCGCCAGUCAUGAUUACACCAUUUAGUCCUGCAAUAACCGGUGAAAAAAUGUUUUUCAACAAAACCCACUCAAGGGUUCGAAGUAGAAUAGAACGUUGUAUUGGCAGUCUCAAAAACAGGCGGAGAUGUCUACAUAAAAGUGGCGGAACUCUUCAAUAUUCUCCUACCAAGUGCUGUUUGAUCAUUUAUACUUGUGUAUUACUUGAGAAUAUGUGCAAUUCAUUGGGUUUAGAAGAGCCAGAUAAUGUAGUAGCUAGCGACGAUGCAGUUGGUAACACUGAGAUGAUAACAGAUAAUAACAGCACUGAAAAUAAUAGUACUUUUUAUCACGUUGGUCGAAGACAAAUCAACCAAAUUCAACUUGGUUUAACUAGAAGAAAUGAUUUGAAAAACUAUAUGUUUGCCAAUAGACAUGCCCAUGUUUUAUAACGUUGUGUUAUUAGAUAAAACUGUUAUUUAAAAAAAAAUGCUUUCUUUAUUUAAGAAAUUUAGUGGGUAAAA